GUCUCCACACAUCCUUCACUCUAAAACCAUUUCACACCUUUCUUUAUUCCUGGCAUGGUCUACGAUGACCUCCUUAUCCGCAACGCCAUUCAGCGCAUGGCUGUAAAUGCCUCAAUCGAAUGGAUAAGACAAUGCAUCGCCUACAAACACAAACAAGAUGCCAUGCCUCGAUCCACCACUGCCAACCAGGACCCUGCUCAAUUCAUCUUUGAGAUGUAUCUCCUUGCAGAUUUUCGCACUCUUGAGCCUAAACCUAUUUUUCCAAGCUCUGUUGCUACCCCUCAUAAGCAAUGGCUUUUCAAAAGCGAUGAUAACAGCAAUCCUCCUUCUUUAUCAAAUGGCUCAACAAGGGAGCGCUUACACCAGACCAGUGGUGGCGUCAUUCUUCAGAUCCUUGAGAUUCAAGAUAUCGGUAUCAGUUCAUUAAAGAUGUUGGAGGCGUGCGAAGCUUUGGGUACUGCAGGCGAUCAGCCAGGAGGGUUUUUGAUCGAGAAAGCUUUGCCUCGGGGCAUGAUCUUGUUGAGUGUCACGGAUGGUGUUCGGAAGAUGAAAGCCAUUCUAAUAGAACCAAUCCCAGGGAUUGCAAUGGAGAUGAAACUUGGGGCCAAAAUUAGAAUUAGUGAUGUGGAAGUCAGGCAUGGAGUGCUCCAAUUAAAUCGGAGCAAUACUCUACUGCUGGGUGGCGAAGUUGCGAGUAUGAAUCGGUAUCCAAGGAGGCUCGUUAUUAUGAACCAGAUGAAGAAGCGCUUGGGCUUACCAUUGGAUCCUUUGCCUACACCGAGCGAUGACGCAUCAACCACACAGCAGGAAGAUCAAAGGAUUAGCCAUCUAGCAGAGACACCGACAUCUGUUAACAGGGUUAACACAAACACCACACCCAACAUCUGGAGGAGUCCUCAGCCAUUAGUAACUACUCAAGAUACCAUUCCUGCUGGAAAUCCAGUGCAACCCCUAGUUACACCAAAAAACAUACCAAACUCGUGGAAGACUUUCAGGCCGGCGGGCGAUUCUGCAUCACCAUUACAGCCAUUACCAUCAGCACUGGAUACGCGAGAUGAAGAAAACCAGUAUCAGUGCAUACUAAAGGACCAGGAGCCAGAUUGGGAUCUUAAUCAGGACAUGGAGCUAGAUGAGAUCAGGCUGUUAGAUGAUGAUGCAUUCGGUUGGGAAGCCAUGUCCCAUAUAUCCCUUGAGGAAAAUGUUUCAGAGCCAGGAGAAUCCGAGAGUAACAAUGAUAUAUACCCGCCACCCAUUGCCAGUAACUCUCCACCUAGAAAGGGACUCACUAGUCGUCGUUCUCUCAGUCUCAAGUCACCCCGUUCUCUUCAUCAGCAGCAGGAGGACCAAAAAGAAAAAAUCACUCGAGGCAAGGACUCAAAUUCUUUCGGUGAACACCAAAGAGCUAAGCAUGCGAGAGACAAAGCAGUAGUUGAUAUGAACAUUCUUCAAGAGUCAUCUGACUUUUCAAAGAAAUUUACGCCUUCAAGUGGCAAUGACAGUGACACCAAUGGCCACAUAGACAAGAAGAGGAAAUGGCAAGAUAGUCCACAUCUAAAUGCUGCGUUUGAUUUAGCUGAAGGAACUGGUUUUAAUUCCGAUGUGAAAAAUGACGAGUUCAGGGAGAUAAAGCUACCAAUUUUAGAGCCACGAGAUAUUGGACUUGUCAAUGGCAUCAAGCACUCUACAGAUCAUGGAUCACAGCAAAACAAGGAUAGGAUAGAGGAUGACAAACAAAAGCUACCAGCAGUAGAGCAUGAUGGCUUAAGUCAAGACAAUAUUAUUAACAGGAAGCGAUCUCAUUCAUUCUUGCCAUCACCAGGGAUGGAAGAAGACACGCCAAUCAAAAUCAAAGUGGAGAGAGAUGAAAACGUCUUGCAUGGGCUAAAGCAAGAGGAUAGUAUUGCAGAGGAGACUACCCUGAUAAAAGUAAAAGUUGAGAAAACCCUUGCGAGUAAUGGGGAGAGCUAUCAUGCAGCAAUUGAUCUUUCAUCUGGUGACGAAGCCGAAACUAUCAGCCAUGCCAGCCAUACACAUCUCAGCGGCUUUCUAAACUAUGAUAUGUUGAGCACAGACUUGCAAAAAAAGAUCAAAGUUGAGCCCCUUGAUCGCACGACUACCUCAAAUGCCACGUGGAUGAAAGAGCCAGGACACGAGGAAACAAUGGUAGAAAUAAAGAAAGAGGAAACCUUACUUGAGUUCGAUAUGAAUGAUGACGAGGAUUAUGGAAGUUUAGCCUUGGCAAUGUCUAUAAUUCCGGAGGUCGAAUUGGACCAAGUCAAGAGAGAGGUACAGGAAGGUCGUGAAGUGAAAGCCAAGUCCCGUGUCCAUAAGCUAGGAAAAUUCUCAUUGACUACAUUGGCCGUCUCCAUCCCGAUCUUCCUCCUUCCGGGAACAAUGACUGCCGCAGACAAUGUUACUGCUUUAGCAGAAACAGAUAUGAAAUUAGAAGCCGUUUUAGAUCAGCAUGUGGUGGAAUCACUCCUUGAGUACUCCAUUGCCGAGUUCAGGGAUCUUGUGCGCACCAAUGAGCCCGAGGCCAAAAGAGCUGUUUUUAGGUUGCGUGCAAACUUAUCCGAAGUUGAAAUGGUGGAGUGCAAGUUCAAAGGCAUGCGAAGUAAUGUACCUGUUAUCCGAGAGAUGAGUAUUUUAUCAAAGAAGAAACGAUAAUCAUGUUCAAUCUACCAUUAUAAAGAUGCUGAUAAUUAAAAGAUG
Lobosporangium transversale is the source of this 2712-nucleotide messenger RNA. RefSeq lists its product as hypothetical. The record is from RefSeq and is a predicted model, not a curated record. The transcript has 5 exons. Gene Ontology annotation, cellular component: nuclear body; RecQ family helicase-topoisomerase III complex. The coding region runs from base 55 to 2667 and encodes 870 amino acids. Gene Ontology annotation, biological process: double-strand break repair via homologous recombination; resolution of meiotic recombination intermediates. Lineage: Eukaryota; Fungi; Mortierellomycota; Mortierellomycetes; Mortierellales; Mortierellaceae.